Messenger RNA from Metarhizium brunneum ARSEF 3297, 669 nucleotides. RefSeq lists its product as uncharacterized. Lineage: Eukaryota; Fungi; Ascomycota; Sordariomycetes; Hypocreales; Clavicipitaceae. The record is from RefSeq and is a predicted model, not a curated record. Gene Ontology annotation, molecular function: maleylacetoacetate isomerase activity; glutathione transferase activity. Gene Ontology annotation, biological process: glutathione metabolic process; L-phenylalanine catabolic process. Gene Ontology annotation, cellular component: cytoplasm; mitochondrion.
AUGUCCGACUACACUCUCUACGCCUACUUUCGCUCCUCAUGCUCCGCCCGCCUGCGCAUCAUCCUCAACCUCAAAAACAUAUCCUACGACCUUAUCCCCGUGAAUCUCCUCAAAGACGAACAGCUGUCUGCCGAGCACAAGGCUCUCAAUCCAUCUGCCUCGGUGCCCCUCCUCGUCUCCAAGCGCUCUCCCGACGCAGGUUUUAAAAUUGGCCAGUCCGUAGCUGCCCUCGAAUAUCUCGAGGAAGUACACCCCGCGGUGCCGGCCUUGCCGCCAACGAGCGAUGCCAAAGGACGUGCCACUGCCCGGGUUCUAUGUGAAAUCAUCGCCGCGGACACGCAGCCCGUGACCAACCUGAGAAUCAUGCGAAGAGUGAGAGCGCUCGGCGGGAGCGCAGAGGAGUGGAAUAAGGAAUUGAUGGGCGAUGGUCUGAGGGCGUACGAGGCCGUGGCCAAGGACUCGGCCGGCAAGUACUCCGUGGGUGAUAAUGUCACCAUGGCGGAUGCCUGUCUGAUGCCUGCUGUUUGGAAUGCGCAGCGCUUCGGGGUGGAUUUGUCGCAGUUUCCAACCGUCUCUAGAAUAUUUGCCAAUUUGAGUGAGCAUCCAGCCGUGCAAAAGGCCGAUUACUUCAAACAGCCUGAUUGCCCGGAGGACUUGCGCAGGAAGUAG